Messenger RNA from Morone saxatilis (striped sea-bass), 6405 nucleotides. RefSeq names its product NUAK family, SNF1-like kinase, 1b (gene nuak1b). The record is from RefSeq and is a predicted model, not a curated record. Lineage: Eukaryota; Metazoa; Chordata; Actinopteri; Moronidae. Gene Ontology annotation, molecular function: protein serine/threonine kinase activity; tau-protein kinase activity; ATP binding. Gene Ontology annotation, biological process: protein phosphorylation; intracellular signal transduction; microtubule cytoskeleton organization. Bases 1043 to 3031 code for a protein of 662 amino acids. Gene Ontology annotation, cellular component: cytoplasm. The transcript is spliced from 7 exons.
AGAGAGAAGGGAAGAGAAAAGACAGGGAAAGGAGGAGGUCUGCGUAAACUCCGCCUCCCGUCUCGGAUCCUCUCGCAGUCCUUAUUCACAGCCUCUCACGUUGAGGAUAGAGAGAGAAAGGGGAGAAACAAGAAGAAGGGCACGCGAAGAAGAAGAAGAAGAAGAAGAAGAAAAAGAAGAAGAAGAAGGGGAGCAGCAAAACGACCAUGGCAAUAUCCAAAACGUCUCAGCUUGAGAUAGUGUCCGAUCACAGCGCACCUCUACCAGCGUCGACCACUGCACGGAGCAUGCAGUCGCACAAUAGAACGGGCUCCAGAUGAAUGAGGAGCCGUACCUGGGCCGUGGACAAAAUGAGGGUCAUCUUCAUCCAAAACGCCGGUUUCGUCGCAGCUUUCUCGCCUUUUAGAUGUGAGUCGGUGAUGUUGGCAGCCUUUAGGACGAUAGAUAAUGUGAACGAGCCAGAAUUAACCCCAGCUAGAUCAUGCCUGUCAAUUGAGGAGUGAGGGGAUCUCAAUUUAUUUUAGUCAUUUUUUUUCUUUUUUUUUUUUUUUUUCUAUUAUUGGGAUAGAGCUUGCACGUAUAUUAUAGCCAACAUAUCAUCUUUAAAUCGAAAGUGUAUUGUCGGGAUGCUGCCUGCUGUCGACAUUUGAAUGCAUAUUUUAUUACAAAAUUGGCACUAGAAUUAAAUUGUAUCCCGUGAUAUAGGACUAUGUAUCAGGUAAUUAUAGACCGAUAAUGUCCUUUUAGACUAUUUGUGCUUAAUCCGUAGUAGAUUGAUUAUAUAGCGAUAAUAAACAUGAAUAGGUAGGAGGAGAAAUCUUUGUCCACUCUGAUCAAAGCCAAUUGAUCAACCAAGACAAUCUGGAAAUGUUAGUUUCCACAUGUAAUAAUAAUGACUAGUAGGCUACGCGUUAUUCCCUGUAAUUUAUUUAUUUAUUAUUACUAUUAUUAGACCUAUAAGUAUUAUAUUAUCAAUUAGUUUUAGGUAGGUAGUUUGAAAUAUUCAACAUUGGGAAGGUUGUUUGAACACAUCCCUAGUGAGAUGGAAACCGCUUAUUUAUCGCCCCACCGCGGGGCAACCCGUCUCGAGGCCCAGAAAGGCCAAACCUCUGCGGGCAAACCGGCGGGGGGUGACCUGUCCCCUCCACCUCCAUCUCCACCUCUACUUGCCGGCAACUCCCCCGAAGAGACCUGCCUGGCGAGCGGUGAUGGACGGAGAAACUCGGGCGUGAAGAAACACCACCACAAGCAUAACCUGAAACACCGCUACGAGCUGCUGGAGACGCUGGGAAGAGGCACCUAUGGCAAAGUCAAGAAGGCCAUUGAGCGGCACUCCGGCAGAGAGGUGGCCAUCAAGUCAAUUCGGAAGGAGAAGAUCAAGGAUGAGCAGGACAUGGUUCACAUCCGCCGAGAGAUUGAGAUCAUGUCAUCCCUCCGCCACCCACACAUCAUUUCUAUAUAUGAAGUGUUUGAGAACAAGGAUAAGAUCGUGAUUGUGAUGGAGUACGCCAGCAAGGGUGAGCUUUACGACUACAUCAGUGAGCGCCGGCGCCUGAGCGAGCGGGAAACGCGACACUUCUUCAGACAGAUAGUCUCCGCCGUGCACCACUGCCACAAGAAUGGAGUGGUGCACAGGGAUCUGAAACUGGAAAAUGUGCUACUGGAUGAAAACUGUAAUAUUAAGAUUGCUGACUUCGGGCUGUCCAACCUCUAUCAUAAGGACAAGCUGCUGCAAACCUUCUGUGGCAGUCCGCUCUAUGCUUCACCAGAGAUCGUCAAUGGUAGACCGUACCGUGGCCCAGAGGUGGAUAGCUGGGCUCUGGGGGUGCUGCUGUAUACCCUGGUCUAUGGGACCAUGCCAUUUGAUGGGGGAGACCACAAGAACCUCAUUCGCCAGAUUAGCAACGGCGAGUACAAAGAGCCCACUCAGUCUUCAGAUGCACGUGGACUGAUCCGCUGGAUGUUGAUGGUAAACCCUGAGCGACGGGCCACAGUGGAGGACAUAGCCAACCACUGGUGGGUAAACUGGGGCUGGAAGAACAGUGUGUGUGACUGCGAGACCCAACGUGACCAUGGAGGCUCGCCCAUGCUGGCCCGCUUCAUCGACUGGCAGAACCGCACUGAGCCACGUGGUUCUGGAGCCAAAGCUGCAGCCAUGCCCCAGCUACUCCGCCAGAGGCCCAAAAAGUCCAAGAAAGAAAAUGUCGAGGCAGGACAGGCCCACUGUGGAGCAGAGGACAAACCAGGUCUGAAGAGACCCAAGGGGAUUCUGAAGACCAGGGUUACUGAAGAGCAGCAGUCUGCCAGUCUGGAAGAGGUGGAGUUGGGCCAGGCCGCGCUGCCUCAACAAGCCGAAGGGGGAGAGGAAGCCUCGAGCCCAGAUCGAGAGGAAGAGGAGCCGACUCUGGGAGGAGGCUCGCCAGCUAAGAUGGUGCCCUCUCUGCCCAAGAAAGGCAUCUUGAAGAACAACCAACAGCGGGAAUCAGGGUACUACUCCUCGCCAGAGCGCAGCGAGUCCUCCGAGCUCUUAGGGGGUGCCAGCAUGUCUCUGCUAGCCACCUCUCCACCCAAGAGAGUGAUGGGGAGAAAGGGCAUCUUGAAGCGAAACGGCAAGUACUCCACAUACAGUGGGCCUCCCUCAGCAGCAGCAGUGGCUGGAGUACUUGGUGAGCCUCCUCCCUCAACUGACUCCGGUCUGUCCCGCAGUCAGAGUCGGCCCUCCAGCAUAGUCGGGGAGGACAGCUCUGGCCUGUCCCUGUCGCCCAGCUCCCUCAGUGGGGCUGAGUGGCAUCCCUCCACCCCUCACCUCCGCCCAAACAUCAGGGCCUGCGUCUCAGCCGAAAACCUGCUGCAGCUCGCCAACUUCAAGGGCUUCCAGGCAGCCCCAUCGCACCAGGGACCCAAGUUCAGCCGCGGCCCCAAAACGAAAGGCUCCCCGGGGGACAAUGGCAGCUUCUCCUUGCUGGGGGACCUGGAGGACAUGACUCAGGUGUACCAGCAAGCCCUGGACAUCAGCAGUAACCUCACCUAACAGAUGGGUGGCAAAGAGAGAAGAAGCAGAGGGAAUUGAACAUGACUGUGUUUGUUUGUGUGUAUGUAUGUGUGUGCACAGAUGUCUACGGGUGGCAUUAACGACCAGUGUGUUACUGGGAUACACCUUUUGGGAAGUUGUGGUUUUCCAAAUGGAGAUAAAAUCUCGAUGGAAAUGAUACGUCUAUGCACACAUAUACACACACAGAUGUACACUCUUAGGUGCACUUCUCUGACCAGAGGAAAUUUAGUUAGGGUUUUGUGAACAAGAGAGAGAAGAAGCUGGCACGAGAGAAUGCCACCCAGUCUGCUUUCUUGGCCCGCCCAUAGACUUUGCUGUGUUCAACAUGUUUACAUAUUCAGCAAGAAGGCAAGUUAGAAUCACAAACGCAGCAACCAGAAACUGGUUGGCUCUUCUUUUACACCACACAUUUUGAGUUUGAGUUUACAGAAGCACCUUAAUACUCACACAGAGCAUAUGCUUUUGUGAUCUUUACUUCCUUUAAAAAAAAAAGAGAAACAAACCAGGGUCUUGUUCCAAAAAUAACUGACAUUGCUGAUUAUUUAUUAAUAUUUUCGUAGCUUUUAGUUUUAAGUGCAAAACUGGUGGGUGCUGGCUGUUACUGGAAGAGUCUAAAGCUCCUUGUCUCCAUCUCUUUGUGUGGAACUGACAUAUAUAAUUAUGUUACUCAGUGAUGAGAAUCAUAUAUAUACUCAGCAUAUAUAAGUAUGUCUGCGCUUGUAAAACACGCAGGCAAAUAUACCUUCAUAAAAGCGUAUGUCCUAUAUAUGUGUAUGAUACUAGGGAAUAUGUAGGAAGUGCCUUUUUUGAUUCAUAAUAAAAAUUAUGUAUGUCAUUUCCUUAAAGUGGAGGGAAAAGCCAGGCCAACCUGUCACCAGUUGUGCUUUUUUUGAUGUUUGUUAAUGUGGAGAGACCCAGGGCCUUCAGCGCACAGCUGACUAGCUUUACUUGUUUUGGGGUUCAAAGGUCAAUCUCAGACAGUUGAGAUCAAACAGUCUCGUCUCCUCCCCCCCGCCCCCCCAGUCCUUCCACAAGUAGAAUCACACACAGAUAUGCCAGGAUCUACAGGCUGCCUCGAAAAGACCUCCUCUGUGUUCUUUGUCAGUUGUUUAAGUCCAUAGUUUGGUUUGUCAGCAGUUUAGGUGGCUUGGUUGAACACAGAUUUGCUGGCAGCACCAGAGGUCUGGAGGGGCUCGCCUAGUGGGACAUUUAGUGAAGGUAGAUGGUGCAGACACCACCUCACAGUCCUGGAAUGUGCCUGGCUCUCUUAACCAUGGUUGCUUCACAUUUCCGAGGCUACCUGAUAAAACAGGCUGUUCAGUGAGAGAUUCUGUGUUUUUGUUUGUUUGUUUUUUUGUUGUUGGGUUUUUUUUUUUUGUUGUUGCCAAAGACGGAGGUUUCCAUUGUCAGACGAGUUAAUAUUUUACCCAAAGCUCUUCAAAAGAGCUAAGUAAGCUGUUUUUUUUUUGCCUGCUGAUGACACAGCAAAUUCCUCAGACAAAAGGUUGGAGACGUGUUGGUGCUAGAGAUCUCUAUCAAACCCAGUCCAACUCAGCACAGGUGGGAUCUGCGGUCUGUGCUCAGCCCUCCAGCUGUGUAUACUAGUCCAUUAUGUCAAGCAAGCACAAUUAGCCAGCUAUUGUUUUCAUUUGACAGUAAGAGAGAGGGAGCGCAUAGAAAUUUAUAGCUAGAGGGAGAAGAAAAGUGUGUGAAAGAGUGACGCAUGGAAAGGUGCUGAGAUUAGAAAGGACUUUCCUGUCGGAAAGGUCAAGGAGUAAGAUUUAUUUUCUGAAGGAAUUGUAAUGUAGAAUGGUGAAAGUAAAGAAAGUGCUUAGAAAGAGUAGAUGGAAAGUUUUUUGUUUAAUGCCAAAGAUGUGAUGAAGUUUUCAUAUGUUUCAGGGGAAUGGAUAGGUCAGGGACUAAUGAGAGUCUUUUGGAUUUUUCUUUGACUAGGGAAUCCCCAUAGGUGAAUGAAAUCAUCCCCACACUGGUUUCCCUUCUCGUUUUUGUUUUAUUUUUCUUUUUGAGUUUUUAUUUGAAAUGCUGGAGGCUGUUGAUACAGCUUGUCUUGAGGGUCAGUCAGUGUGUGACUGUUCUGUAUGGCCUUAAAGUGUGUUCAACAGCAGCAAAAAGUAGGAGAUCGGUGACUGACAUCAUCCAAAAUAUCAAAUGAUGUGGACGGAAAACCAUGCAGUAGUGACCCAGAGGAAAUAGUUCACAUGUUGAAUGUUUUCCUCUCGUGUGAAGGAAAGGUCCUGGGUAUGGAUUCAAAUGAAAGACUUGUUGCGUAUUAUAUUGCAUUUUAUUGCCUUUUGUAUUGCAUUAUUGUCAACUGGAUUUACAGUGAGAAAAUUAUACUAUGUUAGUAUUUUGUUUUAUUAUGCUUCUGUUUUUGAUUUUCCAAAAUAUAAGAAACUUUAUAUUGCUUUAUGUGAUGGCAGAUAAUACUUCCUUCCUCGAAGUAUUAGAAUCUCUCUCCAGAAACAGACAAAACUGAUCUGAAUUUGGUGUUGUCGCAGUUUUCCCCUGUUUUAAUUCACCUAUGGGUGAGAAAAGCCCCAAACCAACUCUUAUUACUUAAUUGGAACAGGGCAAAAUGCAAGAAUAUGUACUAAUAUAUUAAUAGCUGACCCUAAGAGAAUUCAAUUGCAUUUCCACCUCUGCUAAAGCAGGGGAGGUCCACAAUUCUGGAACAGCAUCAGGAGAAAAAGGAAAUAAAGCAAUGGAAAGAAUCUGAUGAUGAAACUUUUACUCUGCCAAACUGGAAAUAAGUGGUGCAUAUCUGUUAGUUAGCAGAAAGUCUAAUCAUAGGAAAACUUGACUGGAUAUUGUUAUGACAAUAAUAAUAAAUUAGUAUUAUUAUGUUAUUUAAGUAUUAUUUUUCGUUACGGCUCAUUACUAUUAUUGGCUAUUGCCAUAGUUUUGGUUUUAUUUUAUUUUUUGUCUGUUGGUGAUCUUGGACUGCCAAGGGGGAUUAAGUCGUGUGCCUUUGGUAUCUUUUAUGACCUUUUUUUUUUGAUAAUGAAAAUUAUUAUCAAUGUGUUUUUAUACUUGUAUUUAUUGGUGAUCAAGCCAUUUAAUUUGUUGUCAAAAUACUCAUUUCAUGCUUUGGCCUGCUUCUGGACUGUGUGUUGUGUUCAGGACAUACUACACAGAAAGUAUAAUUUGUUUGUUCAAAAUAGAGUGGUAUCAUCUCAUUGUGAAGUCAGUGGCCAAGUGUGUAUUUUAACAAAUCAAUAAGAGUUGCUUAAAUCCUGUAAAAAUGUCUUAAUUCAUCCAUUUGGGUGUAUUUCUACUCAACACAAUGCCUCUGUAGUACUGUAUCAACUCAAAUAAAUGGAUCUUGAAAGUUA